AUGACGUGCUUCGCGGCGUACCGCGUCGUCGCCGCGGGCGGCGGCGACGACGACGACGGCGGCGGCGGCGCCGCGAAAACGACGCCCUACGCGAGCCUCGCCGUCGCCUACGUGAGCGCGACGUUCCGGGUGGCGAACAUGACCGCGGCGUCGUUCGGAAACGCGGAGGCCUCGGCGACGCGCGACGCGCUCUUCGCGGCGCUCUACGGCCCGGACGGCGUCGAGCCCCUCGUCGACUCGUCGCUGCAGAUCGACGACUUCGAGCCCGUCGACGUCGCCUCCAUCGACCUGAGCUUCGUCCUGGAGGUGGAAAAUCCGAGCGCGCGCUACAACACGUCGUUACUGCUCGUCGCGGCCGUCCGCGCGGCCCUGCUGCGCAACGACGAGCUCAACGCCGCGCUGGAACAGUACAGCGAGCUCUACGGCGCCUCGGCGGCCCUCUCCAGCGCCGCGACGACGUCCGCGGCCGCGACGUUCGCGUCGUCCGUCGAGGACUUCGACGACGCGUUUUUUAUUCCCUUGCUCUGGCCCACGGCGGCGCCCUUUGCGCCGUCGCUGGCCCCGACGACGGCGCCGCCGUCGCUGCGACCGUCCGACGCCCCGACGACGGCGAAACCGUCGCCGGCGCCGACGACCGCGCCGUUCGCGGGGCCCACGGCCGCGCCGACGAAGCCGGCGCCGACGCGCGCGCCGACGACGACGCCCGUCCCGGCCCCGACGGCGGACCCGACGCGCGCCCCGACGAAGUGCGAGGACGACGGCGCCUGGUUCAAGGCCAACACGCCGUCGAAGCACUGCGACUGGGUGCGGCAGCACGAGCCGCGGUGCGCCGCCGUCGGCGACGACGGCCGCGUCGCCUACGAGGCGUGCCGCGAGGCCUGCGGCUGCAGCAACGCGCCGACGGCGGCGCCGACGGACGUCCUCGCGUUCAUGGACGACGAGCUCGUCUUCUGGUUCGACUUCGACGACGGGUCCAUGACGGGCUACGACCAGCCGACGUUCGACGGUUCGGCGAACGGCUACGCCAUCUCCGAGACCUACGGCGCGUCGUUGAACACGGGCCCCUUCAACACGCCCGCGCGCUUCUUCGGCGGCGAGCACGGCUUCGCCAUGGACGACGUCGUCGGCGGCGGCGACGGCCCCUGCGAGAACUUUGGCAUCGCCACGGGCGACGAGGACGGCCACCUCGAGCUCGCGUUCACGGGCGCCUGCGCCGUGGCCGUGGCGGACGUCGGGUUGGUCGUGGGCGCGUGGCACCUCGUGCUGUUGACCUUCGACGGGGCCGGGACCUGGGCGCUCUACGUCGACGGCGCGCUCCGGGACACGGGCGCGGCGUCGUUGACCACGGCGGCAUCAGUCUUAACGAUCGGCGGCACGACGGCGGCGCCCUUCUUCGGCUCCGUCGACGACUUGUUUUGUUACGACGUCGCGCUCGACGAUGCCCAGGUCGCGGCGCUCUACGCGACCUUCGCCCCCGUGCCGACGGUCGCGCCGGCGCCGGCGCCCACGACCAAAACGCGGGCGCCGACGAGGGCGCCGUCGCCCGCCGCCUUUGCGCGCAUGGACUGCUCCGCGGACACCGGCUUGGUCUUCGACGAGCGCGUCAUCGACGGGAACUCGGACAACCCGUCCUACGUCUGGGCCGCGGACAUGGACCAGGACAGCGACAUCGACCUCCUGGCCACGUCCCUGCACGACGACACGGUCGCCUGGUACGAGAACGACGGCGCCGAGAGCUUCGCGAAGCGCGUCAUCGCGGACGACGCCGAACAGGCGGCCUUCGCGGCCUUCGCCGACUUCGACGAAGACGGCGACCUCGACGUCAUCGCCGUGUCCUGGGGCGACAACUCGACGCGCCUCUUCGUCAACGAUGCCAUGGUCUUCACGGAGGUUUUGGUCGACGAUUCGCACGCGGCCGUGUCCGUGUGGGUCUCCGACAUGGACGGCGACGGCGACGACGACGUCAUCGCGUCGUCCUGGACCAUGGGCUCCGUCGUCUGGUACGAGAACGAGGCGGGCUGGGUCUACACGCGGCACGUCGUCGCCGAGGGCAUCGCGGGGCCCUGGUCCGUGUUCCCGGGCGACCUCGACGGCGACGGCGACGUCGACGUCGUCGUCGCGACGGGCUACGACUACUCCAUCACCUGGUACGAGAACGACGGCGCCAUGGGCUUCGAGCGCAUCGUCGUCGACACGGAGGUCGUCCAGCCGCGCAUGGUCGUCGCGCGCGACGGCGACGGCGACGGCGACGUCGACAUCUUCGCCGCGAUCCGCGGCGCGUCGCAGGUCGCGUGGUACGAGAACGACGGGUCCAUGGCCUUCGACCCCCACGUCGUCUCCGAGGGCGCCGACGGCGCCUACUCCGUCAUCCCCGCGGACCUCGACGGCGACGGCGACGUCGACGUCCUCGCGUCGAACAAGUACGACUCGACCGUCGCGUGGUACGAGAACGACGGCGCCAUGGCCUUCGCGCCCCACGACGUCUCCGACGACGCCGGCGGCAUCCGCUUCGCGGCCAUGGCCGACGUCGACCGCGACUACGACCUCGACAUCAUCGGCGCGCUCGCGGACCGCGACAGCGUCGUCUGGUACGAGAACGCGUGCACGGGCCAGACCUACGCGUGUUCUUCGACCUACGAAGCACGACGAUUCCUCGUCGGGCUCAACGUGCACCUCAAGGCCUACUUCAAGAGAAGUGAGAUUGUGUUCAAGGCCGCGGACGCCGGGCCCGACGCGGCGCCGACGCCGAGCUUCGCGCCGAUCGUGGCCACGGGGGCCGCGCAGGUGCUGACGACCGUGACGCCGUUGUCGAGCUUCGUCGUCUGCACGUCGCCCGCCGGGUAG
This is a messenger RNA of Aureococcus anophagefferens, 2844 nucleotides long. RefSeq lists its product as hypothetical. The record is from RefSeq and is a predicted model, not a curated record. The transcript is spliced from 5 exons. The coding region runs from base 1 to 2844 and encodes 947 amino acids. Lineage: Eukaryota; Pelagophyceae; Pelagomonadales; Pelagomonadaceae.